AUGUUUGAAGACAGCUAUGAAGGAAUGAAAGGGUUUGAAGCACAUAUCACUAUGAAAGACGGGGCAAGGCCAGUGUUUGUUAAGCCACGUAAAGUUCCUUAUGCACUGAAAGAGGCUGUAGAAGCAGAGUUAGGAAAACUUGAGAGACAUGGUGUGAUAAAAAAACUGAGAGGACAAAGUGGGCAAGUCCAGUACUAG
Messenger RNA from Paramuricea clavata, 198 nucleotides. The record is from the annotation of a GenBank genome assembly. Lineage: Eukaryota; Metazoa; Cnidaria; Anthozoa; Malacalcyonacea; Plexauridae.